AUGAAGAAGAAAUACAGUGAAGUCAAGGCUAGCCAUUCUUACAGAGAAAAGACAGAAAAUGAAAGAGUUGAUACAACACAUGAUACUGAUCAAGUCAAUGAUACAGAUUUCCUGAUUCUCCGAGGAUUCAUAGACUUCACAGCUGAUGAGGUGGACCUGAUUUCAGCCCUGACUUGGAAGAUCAUGCUGAAGACGCCACUCAUCUCCUCCCCCAUGGACACUGUGACAGAGGCUGACAUGACCAUCGCAAUGGCUCUGAUGGGCAGUAUCGGUUUCAUUCACCACAACUGCACUCCAGAGUUCCAGGCCAACGAGGUCCAGAAGGUCAAGAAGUUUGAACAGAGCUUCAUCACGCCUGUGGUGCUGAGUCCCUCACACACCGUGGGCGAGGCGCUGGAGGCCAAGAUCCAGCAUGGCUUCUCCGGCAUCCCCAUCACUGAGACGGGCACCAGCAAGCUGGUGGGCCUCGUCACCUCCCAAGACAUCGACUCCCUCACCGAGAAGGACCACACCCUCCUCAGUGAGGUGAUGACACCGUGGAAUGAGCUGGUGGUGGCUCUAGUGGGUAUGACACGGAAAGAGGCAAAUGAGAUCCUGCAGCACAGCAAGAAAGGGAAGCUGCCCAUUGUCAAUGAUCAAGACGAACUAGUGGCCAUCAUUGCCCGCACCGACCUGAAGAAGAACCAGGACUACCCUCUGGCUUCCAAGGAUUCCCACAAGCAGGUGCUGUGUGGGGCGGCCAUGGGUACCCAUGAGGAUGACAAAUACCACCUGGACCUGCUCACCCAGGCGAGUGCCGACAUCAUAGUGCUGAACUCAUCCCAAGGGGACUCUGUGUAUCAGAUCGCCAUGGUGCACCACAUCAAGCAGAAGUACCCCCACCUCCAGGUGACUGGGGGAAAUGUGACAGCAGCUCAGGCCAAGAACCUGAUUGACGCUGGUGUGGAUGGGCUGCGUGUGGGCAUGGGCUGUGGCUCCAUCUGCAUCACCCAAGAAGUGAUGUCCUGUCGUCGGCCCCAGGGCACUGCCACAUACAAGGUGGCUGAGUACACCCGGCGCUUCGGGGUGCCAGUCAUAGCCGAUGGUGGCAUCCAGACCGUGGAGCAUGUGGUCAAGGCCCUGGCCCCUGGAGCUUCCACAGUGAUGAUGGGCUCCCUGCUUGCCGCCACCACGGAGGCCCCUGGAGAGUACUUCUUCUCGGAUGGCGUGAGGCUCAAGAAGUACCGGGGUAUGGGCUCGCUGGACGCCAUGGAGAAGAGCAGCAGCAGCCAGAAGCGCUACUUUAGCGAGGGAGAUAAGGUGAAGGUCACGCAGGGCAUCGCACGCUCCAUCCAGGACAAAGCCUCCAUUCAGAAGUUCGUGCCCUACCACAGUGGGAUCCAGCACGGCUGCCACGAUUUUGGUGCCCGUAGCCUGUCUGUGCUGAGGUCCAUGUACUCAGGAGAGCUCAAGUUUGAGAAGCAGGCCAUGUCAGCUCAGAUGAAGGGUGGUGUCCACGGCCUGCACUCUUACAAGAAGCGGCUGUACUGA
Messenger RNA from Delphinapterus leucas (beluga whale), 1530 nucleotides. NCBI's taxonomy places the organism in Eukaryota, Metazoa, Chordata, Mammalia, Artiodactyla, Monodontidae. The record is from RefSeq and is a predicted model, not a curated record.